Messenger RNA from Mycena citricolor, 3924 nucleotides. Lineage: Eukaryota; Fungi; Basidiomycota; Agaricomycetes; Agaricales; Mycenaceae. The record is from the annotation of a GenBank genome assembly.
GAGAUGAGAACCUGGGAAUGUGCUACGAAAACUUGAUGAAGAUAUGCCAAAACGCUUCGGCACCGCCACCACCGACGUGCAUUCGACCACCAUGCCGGCCACAUCGACCUCUUCAGCGAAUACUCUCCCCCCUCCGAAACCCGACCUCUCAUUCACCCGCAAGCCAGAAGGGGCCGUUUCUCAGUUCCUCUGGAGGCGUCGUAUGUGGGUCGAAAGCACAUUCGUGCUGUCCAUGCUCGAGCCAUGGGAGAAGAUUCUCCUCUUGACCAUAUUCAGCAUACUUACGCUUCUGGUCUGUUCGGGAAUUGUCUUGUAUCUGCCGCAACACAUCAUGGACAUGAAGGCACGAGCGAUGUACUACCUUUGGGGUCAGGAGGGGGGCGAACGUCUUCUGUGGCAGUGGCUUGGAUUCGGUUCGGGUCUGCACAAAGAGUUGUAGGCUUUCUUGGAUUGAAACGGUCGCUCCCUGCAAUCUUUCAUCUCCUAGACGAAGAAGGGAUGCUGAAGGCGAUUCAUCGACGGCCUUUACCUACUCACAUGCUUAAUUCUCGUUUCUAUAGAUAUUCGCUUUGCCAUGCCGAUCUCUGACCGAAACGUCCGCGUCAGGGCUAUAACGCUCUCAUUCGAUUGCUUAUAACGAUCAACUACCCUUGUCGAACUGUCUUUCUUUUUCGGUUGCGCGCAAUCCCAUGAAGUAUUUCUGCCAGCCCUCCGUCCGAGAUGAUGGGAUUCGAACCGGAGAGUCAACGGCGUCCGUUAAUUCACUUUCCAGUACAACAUUGACAGACCCGAAUACUGCCAACCACGCAUUUCGCCAGUUCUUGUUCCGGGGUUUUCUUUCAUGCCGUAUAUACACAUAUACAUAUAGAUAUACAUCAGCAGUCGUCCUGAAGACUGUAGCGCAAGUCGAUUGCAGUGGUCACAGGAGAUAUCUUGAGGCAAGGACAAACUUGGGGUAGAUUAGAUAUCACAAAUGAUCGGUUCGGACAUCUGGCGUAUUUUUCCGAAUGUGCGAGUCAGCACGCCAUAAUCAUCGUACGUGCAUUGAGACGUCUGACUUAUUUCUUCUUCUUCAACUUCCUUGCUUUUAGCCCCCAUGACGACCACUAUCGACCCAAAAGCAGCAGCCCGUGAGCUGCCUACGCCAGACCCUGAAUCGCCUCUACGAACGCGUAAACCGUACCGUUUCUCUACGCUAUGCGCUACUGUAGAGAACCCCGACAUGAAGGACCAGUACGGGAGCAGCUCUGUGCCCAUCUAUCAGUCUUCUACCUUCAAAGGGAUAGGAAAUGCCUUCGACUACUCAAGAAGUGGUAAUCCGACGCGGAGUCAUCUCGAGCACCACCUCACCAAGAUCUCUUCUGCGGAGCAUGCCUUGACUGUAGCGUCAGGCAUGGCGGCACUGGACAUCAUCUUGCGUAUCCUCAAACCUGGAGAUGAAAUCAUAGCAGGGGACGACUUGUAUGGCGGAACCAACCGGCUGCUCACGCACAUCCGCACCCAUGGUGGAAUCGUUGUUCAUCAUGUCGAUACCACCGACCCCACAUCUGUGCUCCGAUAUCUCAAAGCCGGCAAAACGGCAAUGGUCUUGCUCGAGUCGCCGACAAACCCUCUACUCAAGAUCGCUGACCUCGCAGCGAUCAGCAAGGAUGUCAAAGAGAGGGCCCCCGACGCGAUUGUCGUCGUAGACAACACCAUGAUGAGCCCGUAUCUGCAGCGGCCUCUGGAACACGGCGCGGACAUUGUUUACGACAGCGCAACCAAGUACCUAAGUGGACAUCACGACCUCAUGGCAGGUGUAAUAACGUGUAACCGCGACGACCUACACAAGCAAAUGGCCUUCACGGUGAAUUCGGUUGGGAACGCUCUAGCCCCGAACGACUGUUUCCUGCUCCUUCGGGGAACCAAAACACUUGCACUUCGCAUGGACCGCCAGCAAGCGACGUCUCAACUUGUUGCAAGCUAUCUCCACGGGCUUGGCUUCAAAACCAACUACCCAGGUCUUCCUGAUCAUCCAGGCCGCGAAAUUCAUGAGCGCAUCGCGACGGGGAACGGGGCGGUCCUCAGCUUUGAAACGGGAGAUAAGGAAUUGAGUGAGCGGAUCGUCGGGGCUACUCGUUUGUGGGGAAUCAGUGUCAGCUUUGGCUGCGUCAACAGCCUGAUCAGUAUGCCCUGUGUGAUGAGUCACGCCUCUAUUGAUCCUGCUGUGCGCGCUGCACGUGGUUUGCCUGAGAAUCUCAUCCGUUUGUGCGUUGGCAUCGAGGACCCGGGCGACCUUAUUGAUGAUCUGGAAAAUGCGCUCGUCGAUGCUGGUGCUAUUGCAUUCGAUGCGCAGCAAAACAAGUACACACGUGUGGUAUCAACAUUGGACGAACGGCUCAACACUGCCGUGAAGCAGCUUGGGUUGGAGGAAUCAGGGGAUCAAGAAUGGUUUGUCAGCGCUCCUGGCAAAGUCAUCUUGUUCGGGGAGCACGCUGUCGUGCAUGGAGUCACAGCUAUCGCGGCUUCUGUCGAUUUGCGCUGUUUUGGCCUGGCCACACCGCGGAAUGACGGGAAAGUUUCAGUUCAUUUCACCGAUAUCGACAACUUUUACCACGAAUGGGAUGUGAACUCGCUGCCUUGGGAUGCUGUCAAGCCUGUUCAGGAGCACGGAGAUGCACUGGACCAAGCAUUGCUGGAUGCGAUCUCCGCUGGCCCCCUGCAGGAUAUCGAGCUUUCGACGAAGCAUUCAAGAUCGGCUAGCCAGGCAUUCCUGUAUCUCUAUCUUACGAUUGGCUACGCACGAAGGCAAGAAUGAGCAAGGUAUCGUUCUUGUCGUGGCUGAUUACUUUUCAGGCCGGCAUUCAACUUCACAGCUCGUGCGACGCUCCCCGUGGGUGCAGGUCUUGGGUCAUCCGCCUCGUUCUCGACCUGUGCAGCAACUGCGAUAUUGCUCGUGAACCGCCUCAUUUCUCUCCCUCCACCGCCUCAGCCAAGCAGCAGCGAUGGCGAUGCUCCUCACGUCCAUGUCUCCCACCAGGGACGCAGGUUUAUUCCUCAAAAUGUUGCAGAACGGGUCAAUCACUGGGCGUUCAUCUCAGAGAAGAUCCUUCACGGCAAUCCCAGUGGAGUAGACAACAGUGUCGCAGUCUUCGGUGGGGCACUGGGCUACACUCGCGCUGGAUUCUCGUUUGGCAAUAAAGUUGGCAUAGAACAAAUUCAAGGCUUCAAGUCACUCAACUUCCUGCUCACCAACUCAAGGAUUCCUCGCGACACAAUGCAGCUUGUCGCUGGUGUAGGCGCGUUGAAAGCAAGAGAGCCUGAAAUGGUCGAUGGAAUUCUCAAGGCUAUCCAGGCCAUCAGCGACGAAGCUCGUCGGGCUCUGGCAGAUCCUGAACUGUCACGAAGUCAGCUCUUGGCUGCUCUGUCGUCCUUAAUCAAGGAAAACCACCAGCACCUCGUGACGCUUGGUGUGUCGCAUCCGUCGCUGGAGUCCAUCCGCUCGAUCACAGGCAAGGCCCCAUACGAUCUCAGCACAAAACUGACUGGUGCUGGUGGUGGUGGAUGCGCUGUGACGCUUGUUCCGGAUGAUUUCAAAGAUACAGCUUUGCGCAGUCUGAUGAAUGAGCUGGGCCAAGCUACAUUUACGCCGUAUCUGACCUCGGUAGGUGGCAGCGGCUUGGGCAUUUUGUCUCCCUAUACGCCUCCAAAACUGGGUCAUUCAGCGAGUGUGGUCGCUCCCGGCGGUCCAGCCACUCCUCCCGAGACUCCGAGCACUGGCCCUGAGCAGCCAGAGCUGCUCGACCUCAGGUUGGUCUUCGAAAAGCAGACCACAGAGGAUCUUGCAUCUUGGGUGGAAAGCCUCGGCCGGUGGCUAUUCGUCUAGGACUCCAAUCUUGUAAAUAUCUACCUGUACAAUAUAUCAAGAAUAUCCCUCGACCAAGA